AUGGCCGGAUCCGACAACGUCGACGUGGUGGAGCAGGCCGUCAGCCUCUUCUACUCCACCUUCAAGCAGUACGCUAACCUCCCGCGCGGGGCUCUGACCAUCGCAGCCGCACCCGGACGCGUGAACCUCAUUGGUGAACACACAGACUACAACGACGGCUUCGUGUGUCCCUUGGCACUGGACAAGACGACGGUAGUGGUGGGCGUACGCGCACCCGCCGAGUCUGCAUCGAUUUCCAAACUGACGUCCGCGAGCUUUCCCGGUCAGGUGCUGGAGUUCCCGGCCAACAACACGGAGCAACUGGAUAAGACGCAACCGUCAUGGGGUAACUACCCCAAGGGCGUGACGGCCGUAUACCUCAAGCACUUAAACCGCAAGGAACCUUUGGGUGUACAUGCAGCCAUCGCAAGCACGGUGCCUCUAGGCAGCGGCGUGAGCAGCUCUGCGGCGCUGCAAGUAAGUUUUGCCACGUUUCUGGAAAGUUUGUUUGAGAUCGAUGGGGUGCCGGCCAUCCAGAAGGCGCUACUCUGUCAAACGGCGGAGCACGAGUAUUGCAAUGUGCCUUGUGGCAUCAUGGACCAGUUCAUCUCUUCGUGUGGCAAGAAGGACUGCGCACUAUUAAUCGAUUGUCGCGCCAAGGAGCCCACACUUGUGGCCUUCCAGGACCCGGACGUGGUUAUUGUGGUGUGCAACUCGAACGUUAAGCAUGAGCUGAACGGCGGCGAGUACAAGGAGCGCGUCAUGCAGUGCCAGGCGGCCGUCAAGACACUCCAGACUCACGGUCAUCCGCAGAUGACGCACCUACGUGACGCGACGAUGUCCGAACUGGACGCUGUUCGUGAGGCGCUGGGCGAUGAGGUGGUGUAUCGUCGUGCGCGCCAUGUGAUCACGGAAAACGAGCGUACCGUGGCCGCUGUGGAGCACAUCCGUGCGCGUCAGUACGCUGAGGCGGGCCAGCUCAUGUUCGAGAGCCACGAUUCUCUGCGUGAUGACUACAACGUGAGCACACCCGAGCUGGACUACCUGGUAGAGACGGCUCGCGGCUGUGAAGGCGUGUUUGGCGCGCGUAUGACGGGCGCUGGCUUCGGUGGCUGCAUUGUUGCACUCGUGCAGCAACAGCACGCACAGAAGCUUAUGGAAACGCUGGUUGCUGACUACCCAAAGGACAAGUUCGGCUCAAUGCGUCCCAACCCAACAAGCUUCCUCACGCGUACUGGUGACGGUGCCCACGUGAUACAAGCUGGUGUGUCUACCCACUAGCAACUCAUUCGCUUUAAAUUCACAUUGAGUCGGAUCGAUCAGAGAAUUGUAGUCUAUUGUGAAUGUCAUUGAGUAUCUCCACAAUGGUUGUUUUCCUCACUUCGAUCUCGUAUAACACUAAACGAAUUAUUCAAUACACUACUAC
Molecule: messenger RNA, 1405 nt
Organism: Phytophthora nicotianae INRA-310
Lineage: Eukaryota; Oomycota; Peronosporomycetes; Peronosporales; Peronosporaceae
Product: galactokinase
Exons: 1
Coding region: 1-1260 (419 amino acids)
Biological process (GO): galactose metabolic process; carbohydrate phosphorylation
Cellular component (GO): cytoplasm; cytosol
Molecular function (GO): galactokinase activity; ATP binding
Source: RefSeq, a predicted model, not a curated record